CAAGAUGGCGUCGAGCUCAGAAACUCGCGUCGCAAACUCACGCAAACUCAGUGUCGCUAUCGAAGACACUUCCGGUUGCGACGGAGGCAGGCUUUCGAGGUCUGCGGAGGAUCGGAAGGGUCCUUUUUGGGGCCGGGACACUCCGACACGACCAUGGACCGGAGGAAAAAGCCUUUGGACGUCACGGCCUCCUCGUUGGUAGAUCUUAAGGCUGAACUCUUCCGAAAACAAGAAGAAUUCAAACAAGAAAAACUUCUAAAAGAUUCUGGUGUUUUUGGAAAACCAAAAACAACUAAUAAGAAACCAAGUAUCUGGAGCAAACAGAAUGUAGGCGUUUCAAAUCGAGCUGAGAAGGAUGCUGAACAGAAGAUUGAGGAACAGAAGACUUUAGACAAAGCAAGGGAAAAAUUGGAAGAAAAAGCCAAAUUAUAUGAAAAAAUGACUAAAGGAGACUUUAUAGAUGAAGAAGUGGAGGAUAUGUACCUUGUGGAUUUCACGCAGAAGAUCAUAGACAAGCGCAAAGAAAUGGAGGCAUCUGGUGCCCGUAGAGAUUCUCAAAAGGCAGGAGAAAGCGAGGAUGAUGAGGAAAACCUUCCUGAGAGAGAGAUCCCUCCUCCCCAAGACCCCAGCGAAGAAUGGGUGGAUUAUGUGGACUCUUUGGGACGUUCCCGGCGCUGUAUGAGAAAGGAUUUGCCAGAUCUGCUGGAGAUGGAUAAAAAUCUUCAGGGGAGACUUUUUAUUAGUCCUGCUAAUGAAAAAACCCUAUUAUCUGAAGAUAUGAGAAAAGAACUUCAGCGCCAGCAAUGGGAGGAAGAAGAAAGGGAGGCCCUGAAGAGGCCCAUGGGGCCCAUACAUUAUGAAGACAUUCGGGAAAAUGAGGCCCGGCAGCUUGGCGUUGGUUAUUUUGCCUUUGCCCGAGACAAAGAGCUGAGAAACAAGCAAAUGAAAACCUUAGAGAUGCUGCGUGAACAGACAACAGAUCAGAGAACGAAACGAGAAAACAUAAAGGAAAAACGAAAGGCUGUCUUAGAGGCAAGACUUGCCAAACUUCGACAAAAAAAGAUGAAAAAAUCAAAAGAAGGUGGAGCAGAAGAAGAAAACAGAGAUGGAAAUGUUAUUGGGCCUUUGCCACCAGAGCCAGAGGCUGUGCUAACUUCACGUCCUGCUGCCCAGAGUAGCAAAGUAGAAGUCAUUGUCCAGGAGAGGAAGGACACUAAGCCUGGAGUGCCACACGUCCGGGAGUGGGACCGCGGAAAAGAAUUUUCCUUUGGAUACUGGUCAAAGAGGCAGUCAGAUCUCCGGGCUGAGAGAGAUCCUGAGUUUGCCCCACCAUCGGAUUACUUUGUGGGUCAGAAGAGAACUGGUUUUUCCAGCAGCCAGCCAUGGAACAGGCCUGGGCCAGCACAGAGUGCUGGCCACGGGCCUAGCUCUGCACAUGCAUCACCCACUCCUGUCCCUGACAACCCACCACAAGCCCCCACAGUCACUUUUGAAACUUUGGAUGACAUGAUUUCCUAUUACAAACAAGUGACAUGAGCUUUCAAAA
Callithrix jacchus (white-tufted-ear marmoset) is the source of this 1546-nucleotide messenger RNA. RefSeq names its product coiled-coil domain containing 174 (gene CCDC174). Gene Ontology annotation, cellular component: nucleus. NCBI's taxonomy places the organism in Eukaryota, Metazoa, Chordata, Mammalia, Primates, Cebidae. The record is from RefSeq and is a predicted model, not a curated record.